AUGAAGCUACUCUUCGUCGGCGACCUGAUCGGCAAGCCGGGGCGCCGCGCCUUGCAACGACUGCUGCCCGAGCUGCGCCGCCAACACGAGCUCGAUUACGUCAUCGUCAACGUCGAGAACUCCGCCGGCGGCUUCGGCGUCACCCCAGCGAUCAUCCAAGAGCUCGACGCGCUCAAGAUCGAUUGCUACUCCACCGGCAACCACAUCUGGGACAAGAAAGAAGGACUACCUCUGCUGAGUUCCGAUCCUCGCCUGCUACGGCCCGCCAACUACCCGGAAGGCAAUCCGGGCAGCGGCGUCCACAUCGGCGAGACCGCCGCCGGAGUGCCGGUGGCGACCAUCAACCUCGAAGGCCAGGUGUUCAUGAAAUACCUGGACUCGCCGUUCAAAGUCGCCGACCGGCUGCUCGCCGAGCUGCGCGAGAGCGAAAAGCAAGCCAUGGGCUUCUACCUCGACGGCCGGGUCAGCGCGGUAUUCGGCACCCACACUCACGUCCCCACCGCCGACGAGCGCAUCCUGACAGGCGGCACCGCCCUCAUCACCGACGUCGGCAUGACCGGCCCCUACGACGGCAUCAUCGGCUUCAAAGCCGCCAAAGUCAUCAAACGCUUCAUGCUCCAAACCCGAGUGCCACUCGAGAUCGCCAAAGGCGACCUGCGCCUGGCGGGCGCGGUCAUAGACGUCGACGAAGACACCGGCAAGAGCCGUACCGUCGAGCGGUUGUUGCUACCGGCGGGAUGA
Nerophis lumbriciformis (worm pipefish) is the source of this 741-nucleotide messenger RNA. NCBI's taxonomy places the organism in Eukaryota, Metazoa, Chordata, Actinopteri, Syngnathiformes, Syngnathidae. The record is from RefSeq and is a predicted model, not a curated record.